Acomys russatus (golden spiny mouse) is the source of this 3595-nucleotide messenger RNA. RefSeq names its product spalt like transcription factor 2 (gene Sall2). The record is from RefSeq and is a predicted model, not a curated record. Gene Ontology annotation, biological process: regulation of transcription by RNA polymerase II. Gene Ontology annotation, molecular function: RNA polymerase II cis-regulatory region sequence-specific DNA binding; DNA-binding transcription factor activity, RNA polymerase II-specific. Lineage: Eukaryota; Metazoa; Chordata; Mammalia; Rodentia; Muridae. Gene Ontology annotation, cellular component: nucleus. The transcript has 2 exons. Bases 264 to 3302 code for a protein of 1012 amino acids.
GGAAAAAAGGGGGCGUCUCUCCUUUAAAGACUUGAGAGAUUGAGAGAGGAAGGGAGUCGGGUAGUCACUCUAGUCAGCCUGUCUCUGGGAAGGGAGAAUUCCUCUGCUUCACAGUGGUUUGCACUGGGGGACAGACAGCCGUUGGCCUCAGACCAGACAGAGUGAUCCGACCAGGUCACCCGGUUAAAACUCUGUGCGCGGCGCGGCGCGGUGCGGUGCUGUGCAGUGCGGUGCUUCCCUCUCCUGCCGCUCUCUACACGGGAAUGUCUCGGCGAAAGCAGCGGAGACCCCAACAGUUAAUCUCGGACUGUGAAGGUCCCAGCGUAUCUGAGAACGGUGAUGCUAGCGAGGACGACCACCCCCAAGUCUGUGCCAAGUGCUGCGCACAAUUCUCUGACCCAACCGAAUUCCUCGCUCACCAGAACGCAUGUUGUACUGACCCACCCGUAAUGGUGAUCAUUGGGAGCCAAGAGAACCCCAGCAACUCUUCAGCGUCCUCUGCGCCACGGCCAGAGGGCCCCAGUAGGCCCCAGGUCAUGGACGCAGAACACAACAAUCCUCCAGAUUCUGGGUCUUCUGGGCCCCCGGAUCCCACCUGGGGCCCAGAGCGGAGAGGAGAGGACUCUUCUGGGCAUUUCCUGGUCGCUGCCACAGGUACAGCGGCUGGAGGAGGUGGGGGCCUGAUCUUGGCCAGUCCCAAGCUGGGAGCAACCCCAUUACCUCCAGAAUCCACCCCUGCACCCCCUCCUCCACCGCCUCCCCCUCCACCCCCAGGUGUAGGCAGUGGCCACCUGAACAUUCCUCUGAUCUUGGAAGAGCUGCGAGUGCUGCAGCAGCGCCAGAUCCAUCAGAUGCAGAUGACUGAGCAAAUCUGCCGCCAAGUGCUGCUACUUGGCUCCUUAGGGCAGACGGUGGGUGCCCCUGCCAGUCCCUCAGAGCUACCUGCGACAGGAACUGCCUCCUCCACCAAGCCCCUACUGCCCCUCUUCAGUCCCAUCAAGCCUGUCCAAACUGGCAAGACAGCCGCAUCUUCCUCCACCACUUCCUCCUCCUCCUCCUCCUCAGGGGCAGAACCACCUAAGCAGGCUUUUUUUCACCUUUACCAUCCACUGGGAUCACAGCAUCCCUUCUCUGUUGGAGGGGGUGGGCGAAGCCACAAACCCACCCCAGCCCCUUCCCCUGCCCUGCCAAGCAGCACAGAUCAGCUGAUUGCCUCACCUCAUCUGGCAUUCCCAGGCACCACUGGACUCCUGGCAGCUCAGUGUCUUGGGGCAGCAAGGGGUCUUGAGGCUGCUGCCUCCCCAGGGCUCCUGAAGCCAAAGAAUGGAAGUGGUGAGCUGGGCUAUGGGGAAGUGAUCAGUUCCUUGGAGAAGCCCGGAGGAAGGCACAAAUGCCGCUUUUGUGCCAAAGUAUUCGGCAGUGACAGUGCCCUGCAGAUCCACCUUCGCUCCCACACUGGCGAGAGGCCCUAUAAGUGCAACGUCUGUGGUAACCGCUUCACUACUCGCGGCAACCUCAAAGUACAUUUCCACCGGCAUCGUGAGAAGUAUCCACAUGUGCAAAUGAAUCCACAUCCGGUUCCAGAACACCUAGACUACGUCAUCACCAGCAGUGGGCUGCCUUACGGAAUGUCGGUGCCACCAGAGAAAGCCGAAGAGGAGGCAGCCACGCCAGGUGGCGCUGUUGAACGCAAACCUCUAGUGGCCUCUAGCACAGCACUCAGUGCCACAGAGAGCCUGACCCUGCUCUCCACGGGUACAAGCACAGCAGCGGCUCCUGGGCUCCCUACUUUCAACAAGUUUGUGCUCAUGAAAGCGGUGGAGCCCAAGAGCAAAGCUGAUGAGAACACUCCCCCAGGGAGUGAGGGCUCAGCCAUCGCGGGAGUAGCGGACAGUGGCGCAGCAACCCGAAUGCAGCUAAGUAAGCUGGUGACCUCGCUACCGAGUUGGGCACUGCUUACUAACCACUUGAAGUCAACUGCAAGUUUUCCCUUUCCUUAUGUGCUAGAACCCUUGGGUGCCUCGCCUUCGGAGACAUCAAAGCUGCAGCAGCUGGUAGAAAAGAUUGACCGCCAAGGAGCUGUGGCAGUGGCCUCUACUGCCUCAGGAGCUCCCGCUACUUCUGCCCCUGCCCCUUCAUCCUCGGCUUCUGGACCUAACCAGUGUGUCAUCUGUCUCCGCGUGCUGAGCUGCCCUCGGGCUCUACGCCUGCAUUAUGGCCAACAUGGAGGUGAGCGGCCCUUCAAGUGUAAAGUCUGUGGCAGAGCUUUCUCUACGAGGGGCAACUUGCGUGCACAUUUUGUGGGCCACAAGACCAGCCCCGCUGCCCGGGCCCAGAACUCGUGCCCCAUCUGCCAGAAGAAGUUUACUAAUGCUGUCACACUGCAGCAACAUGUGCGGAUGCACUUGGGGGGCCAGAUCCCCAACGGUGGUUCCACACUUGCUGAAGGCGGAGGAGCUGCCCCGGAAAAUAACUCUGAGCAAUCUACAGUCUCUGGACCAGGGAGUUUCCCUCAGCAGCAAUCCCAGCAGCCAUCACCGGAAGAGGAGUUGUCCGAGGAAGAAGAGGAGGAGGAAGAGGAAGAGGAAGAAGUAACAGAUGAAGAUUCCCUAGCAGGAAGAGGCUCAGAGAGUGGGGGGGAGAAGGCCAUAUCUGUGCGAGGUGACUCAGAAGAGGUAUCCGGGGCAGAGGAGGAAGUGGGAGCCUCAGCCGCAACAGCAACAGCAGCACCCACCACCGGGAAGGAGAUGGAUAAUACUGAGAAAGCCGCUCAACAAGCCGCUCUGCCACCACCCCCACCCCCACCCGACAACCUGGACCAUCCCCAACCCAUGGAGCAGGGAACCAGUGAUGUUUCCGGAGGCGUAAAGGAGGAAGCCAAACUGGACCGGACCUCGAGCCCGAUGGCUGCGCUCACUCAAGAAGGGGAGGGCACCAGCACCCCUUUGGUGGAAGAGCUAAACGUCCCAGAAGCCAUGAAAAAGGAGCCGGGAGAGAGCAGCAGCAGAAAGGCCUGUGAAGUGUGUGGCCAGACCUUCUCGACCCAAGCAGCCCUAGAAGAGCACCAGAUGACCCAUCCCAAGGAAGGGCCGCUCUUCACUUGUGUCUUCUGCAGGCAGGGCUUCCUUGACCGUGCCAUGCUCAAGAAGCACAUGCUGUUGGCUCACCACCAGGUACCGCCCUUUGCACCCCAUGGCCCUCAGAAUAUUGCUACUCUUUCCUUGGUCCCUGGUUGUCCCUCUGCCAUCACUCCCCCAGGGCUUCCCUCAUUCCCUCGAAAGGAUGACCCCGCCAUCCCAUGAGCCUGUUUUUCUGUACCUGGUUCUCUAUGACCCAGGGAACAGAAACAGAGAGAGAGAGAGAGAGCUCCAUAGACGGACCUCCAAGAAUUUACUCACCCUUCUUGUCUUGUCUUAAGUUCUGACAUGUUUCUAGUGACUUCUUUCUAGUCCCUGAGCUUGGAAAUUGCCUUUGAAAAGGAGUGCCCCCUAAGAAGAUGGCAUCACCUUUUUGUUCUACGUAACUAAGGAAAACAAGUUCUCUGUAGCUUUCGCGUUCUUAAGGGGGCUGUCCCCUCUUCUCCUUUUCCCUUUGG